AUGACAUGUGCUCGUUAUCCUGGAAGUAUAAAUCAUUUAGAAUUGGAUGCAAAAACAGUGGCUGACUGGGGAGUGGAUUAUGUGAAGAUGCUUGCCUGCCACUCUGCGGAGAAUACUGCGCCAGAUGGUUUUGAGAAAUUUCACAGAUUACUCAACGCAACUGACAGGACGGUAAUGCUUUUGUGUACUUAUCCAGCAUAUAGCUAUUGGCUUUCAAACUCUAAUUUGAUUGACUGGAAAAGAUUACAAAAUAAUUGUAAUUUGUGGCGAGUGUGGUCCAACGUGCAGAGCAAAUGGAGUUCUAUAAUCGGUAUUAUUAAUAGAUAUAAACUUCGCAACGAUGUUUUUCCGAAAGUGGCUGGUCCCGGACAUUACAAUGAUCCCGAUGUGUUAGUCUUAGGAUACAAUGGACUUUCAAAUGAUCAAAAGCGAGUUCAGAUGGGAAUGUGGUGUAUGUUCGCUGCUCCACUACUGAUGUCAGCUGACAUGGACAAGGUGGAUGAAUUCAGUGCAUCUCUGUUACGCAACAAACAUUUGUUGGCGAUAGAUCAGGAUAAAGGUGGACAUCAGGCGGAAUUCGUGAAAUCACGAAAUGAUGUACAGUUGUGGAUACGAAAAUUAGAUAAUUGUCCAAUUGGUUGGGCAAUCGCUUGCAUCAACACAAAGGUUGAUGGAGGACCAAUCGACUUUAGCACGAAUCUGGAUGAAUUCAAAUCACAGAUGUAUAUAAUAUCAGGAGAUAAUAGAAUGUAUCACAUUUUAACGAUAGUUUUGGAAGUGUUCAUUCUCACUGCCUCAUGUGUAUUGUGUUUGGAUAAUGGAAUGGCAACACUACCACCAAUGGGUUGGAUGACAUGGCAACGAUUUCGAUGUCAAAUUGAUUGUCACAACUACCCAGAUGAUUGUAUUAGUGAAAAGUUGAUUAAACGUACUGCUAACAGACUAGUAUUAGAUGGUUGGAGAGAUUUAGGUUAUCGUUAUGUAAUAAUAGAUGAUUGUUGGCCAGAACGGAAACGGGAUUCGAAGACAAAUGAAAUAGUUGCAGAUUAUAAACGAUUUCCGAAUGGCAUUAAAAGUGUUGGACAAUACUUACAUUCUAAACAUCUACUAUUUGGCAUAUAUCUCGAUUAUGGAACUCAAACAUGUGAAGGUUAUCCAGGAAGUAUGAAUUAUUUGGAGGUGGAUACCGAUAGUGUGGCUAAGUGGGAAGCAGAUUAUGUAAAGAUGGAUGGAUGUAACAGUCCGCAAGAAAGUAUGCCAGAGGGUUAUGGAAAGUUUUCCAAAUUAUUGAAUGCAACUGGCAGACCAAUAGUGUUCUCAUGCAGUUAUCCUGCUUAUAUUCCUUGGAUGAAAAAUACUAGUUUGAUUGACUGGAAGAGACUGAAGAACAAUUGUAACUUGUGGCGUAUGCUGGGCGACGUUCAAGAUAGUUGGUCAUCGGUUAUCAGUAUUAUAAACGCAUAUAAACUCCAAAAUGAUGUGUUACCGAAGUUGGCUGGUCCAGGACAUUGGAAUGAUCCUGAUAUGUUGUUGAUGGGAAACUUCGGUCUUUCAGAUGAUCAGAAACGAGUUCAAAUGGGUAUGUGGUGUAUGUUUGCUGCUCCACUAUUGAUCUCAGCUGACAUGGAAAAGUUAGAUAAUUUCAGUGUAUCUCUGUUACGUAAUGCACGUUUAUUGGCAAUAGAUCAGGAUAAAGGUGGACAUCAGGCGGAAUUCAUCAGAUCACGAGAUGAUGUACAGAUGUGGAUGAGACAAUUAGAUGGAGAUCCAAUUGGUUGGGCAAUCGCUUUUCUUUACACAACUGAUGGUGGUGGACCAAUUCACUUUUACACAAGUCUUGGUGAAUUCAAAUCACGAUCGUAUAGGAUAUCUGGAGAUCAGUUUGAAUUAUUGGAUGUGUUCAAUGGUGAUAAAUUGAAAGUGAUUCAACGAAGAGAGAAGUUUAUGAUUUCCAUCAAUCCAAAUGGGAUAAUGAUGUAUCGAGUUAAACGUGUUCAACUAGAGACUGUUUCUGAAGAAAUUGAUGGACCGUUUCAGACAUUUUUAUCGCCUUAA
This is a messenger RNA of Schistosoma intercalatum, 2055 nucleotides long. The record is from the annotation of a GenBank genome assembly. Lineage: Eukaryota; Metazoa; Platyhelminthes; Trematoda; Strigeidida; Schistosomatidae.